Messenger RNA from Suncus etruscus (white-toothed pygmy shrew), 1179 nucleotides. It is a transcript of the gene NPHS2, whose product is annotated as NPHS2 stomatin family member, podocin. NCBI's taxonomy places the organism in Eukaryota, Metazoa, Chordata, Mammalia, Eulipotyphla, Soricidae. Gene Ontology annotation, cellular component: plasma membrane. The record is from RefSeq and is a predicted model, not a curated record.
AUGGAGCGCAGGGUUCGGAGCCCGUCCCGGGAGGCCCGUGGACGGCCCGGCGGGUCCCCGCACCGCGAACACCGCGAACACCGGAGGCCCCAGGCCGAGCGCGGCCGCAGGGAGCGUGGCCGCCGUGAAGCUGGGCAGAAGCGGCCGGGCUCGGACUCGGGGCUCACGGCGAGCCCGCGGGAGCCCCCCGCGGCUGCCGCCACCGUGGUGGAUGUGGACGAGGUCCGGGGCUCGGCGGAGGACGAAGGCACCGAGGCGGCAGCGCUGCUGGAGAGUGAGCGACAGGAGGAAGGCACCAAGCCCUCUGGCCUAGGGCUCUGCGAGUGGCUUCUGGUUCUGGCAGCUCUGCUGUGUAUUGUCCUCACCUUCCCCUUUUCCAUCUGGUUCUGCAUGAAGGUUGCGCAGGAGUAUGAAAGAGUAAUUAUAUUCCGGCUGGGACAUCUUCUUCCAGGGAGAGCCAAAGGCCCAGGCCUUUUCUUCUUCUUGCCCUGUCUGGACACUUGCCACACGGUAGACCUUCGGCUCCAGACCUUGCAGAUCCCUUUCCAUGAGGUGGUGACCAAAGACCUGCUGAUCAUGGAAGUGGAUGCCGUCUGCUACUACCGGAUGGAGAACGCCUCCGCACUGCUCCGAGGGUUGGCCCAUGUCCCCAGGGCAGUCCAGUUCCUGGCACAGACCACCAUGAAGCGCCUCUUGGCCCAUCGGACUCUUGCUGAGAUUCUGCUGGAGCGGAAGAGCAUCGCCCAGGAAGUGAAGGUUGCCUUGGACUCGGUGGCUUGUACCUGGGGGAUCAAAGUGGAGAGAGCCGAAAUUAAGGACGUGCGGCUGCCUGCUGGCCUCCAGCACUCGCUGGCUGUGGAAGCAGAAGCGCAAAGACAGGCCAAAGUGCGGGUCAUCGCGGCCGAAGGGGAGAAAGUAGCCUCCGAGUCCCUGCGUUUGGCAGCUGAGACCCUGGCCAGCUCCCCGGCGGCCGUGCAGCUGCGCUGUCUGCAGGCCCUGCAGGCUCUCUCUGCGCAGGCUCCAGCCACGCUGGUGCUGCCUCUGCCCCUGGACCUGCGCAGCAGCCUCGCGGCGCCCGGAAACAGACCAACGGGCCCCGACAGCCUCCCCUUCCCCAGUCCCUCCACACCCCUCAUCGGGCCCCUGAAAGCCAGGAGGAAGGACUCCCCAAUGCUCUAG